GGUCAGGUUAUCCCCAGGGGUGGAGAAGAGGAGGCCCAGGAGGAGGGGGUGAAAAGGUGGAGGAUCCUGGCUACCACUGAAUCCAAUACUGCUUCUCCUAGACCUGAGGCAUAAAAAGAGAAGGGUGUCUCAUCCCCCUUCCUCCUCUCCUCCCUCUCCUGAGCCUUAGCCAUGGCCGAGGCAGGGGCUGGGCUGAGCGAGACCGUCACUGAGACAACGGUUACCGUGACAACCGAGCCCGAGAACCGCAGCUUUACCAUCAAACUUCGGAAACGGAAACCAGAGAAAAAGGUCGAACGGACAAGUGACACUGUGGACAAUGAGCGCAUGCGCUGCCGCUCAUCAAAAUGCUGCUGUAUUUAUGAAAAAUCCCGGGCUUUUGGCGACAGCUCCACGGAAAGUGAUGAGGAAGAAGAAGAGGGCUGUGGUCAUACACACUGUGUACGUGGCCACCGCAAAGGAUGGCGUCGUGCAACCCUGGGACCGACCCCCACCACGCCUUCCCGGCCUCCUGACCCUUCCCAGCCCCCAGCAGGGCCAAUGCAGCGCUAAAUUCCUCUUUCCCCCACCCUUCCUGAAUGUAUCCAUGUGGCUUCUUCUCCAGUACCCUCCUUCUCUCUCUUCUGCCUGAUAGAGGGAAGAGGAAGAGGAGGGUAGACAGAGAUCCUGGAAUUCUGACUUGCUGCUAUUUCAGAACCCAGACUCCUGAGUUCCCCCAGUUCUCAUUUUUCCUCCCAAUACCCACCCUUCUCUCUCCAGGGAUCUAGGCACCUUGGUCCCAGCCUCUUCCUUUUGUUCUCGCUGUCAAACUGCCUGUCCUGGGAUCUGGUUAUCUUGGCCGUGCACUCUCAACUUGAGUAGCAAACACCGAAAUUGGGUUUUCAACAGUCCCAGCUUUCACUGCCAGGGUCCCAGUCAG
Molecule: messenger RNA, 919 nt
Organism: Chlorocebus sabaeus (green monkey)
Lineage: Eukaryota; Metazoa; Chordata; Mammalia; Primates; Cercopithecidae
Source: RefSeq, a predicted model, not a curated record